This is a messenger RNA of Jaculus jaculus (lesser Egyptian jerboa), 1819 nucleotides long. Its product is annotated as multidrug and toxin extrusion protein 1. Gene Ontology annotation, biological process: xenobiotic detoxification by transmembrane export across the plasma membrane. The record is from RefSeq and is a predicted model, not a curated record. Lineage: Eukaryota; Metazoa; Chordata; Mammalia; Rodentia; Dipodidae. The coding region runs from base 1 to 1701 and encodes 566 amino acids. The transcript is spliced from 17 exons. Gene Ontology annotation, cellular component: membrane. Gene Ontology annotation, molecular function: xenobiotic transmembrane transporter activity; antiporter activity.
AUGGAGCUCGAGCAGGAGCCCGCGCCGGGCCGGGGACGUCCGGAGGCCGCGCCCGAGCGCCGCGGACUGCGCCACCUGCUGCGGUCCGGAUGCCGGGACGAGCUGCGGGCGCUCAUGGUCCUGGCCGGCCCCGCGUUCUUGGCCCAGCUGAUGAUAUUCCUGAUCAGUUUCAUAAGCUCAGUGUUCUGUGGCCACCUGGGCAAGCUGGAGCUGGACGCUGUCACACUGGCGAUCGCGGUUAUUAAUGUCACUGGCAUUUCAGUGGGACACGGCUUAUCUUCUGCAUGUGACACGCUCAUCUCCCAGACAUUCGGAAGCCAGAACUUGAAGCACGUGGGGGUGAUCCUGCAGAAAGGCUUGCUCAUCCUGCUGCUCUGUUGCUUCCCCUGCUGGGCCCUCUUCAUCAACACGGAGCACAUCCUGCUGCUCUUCAGACAGGACCCGGAUGUGUCCAGGCUCACCCAGACCUAUGUCAUGAUCUUCAUUCCGGCUCUUCCUGCAGCCUUUCUUUACACAUUACAAGUUAAAUACUUGCUCAACCAGGGCAUCGUUCUGCCUCAGAUUGUCACGGGCAUCGCAGCCAACCUUGUCAACGCUCUUGCCAACUAUCUGUUUCUCUACCACCUGCAUCUUGGGGUCAUGGGUUCCGCACUGGCCAAUGUGAUUUCCCAGUUCGCCCUGGCUCUUCUCCUCUUCCUCUAUAUUCUCUGCAAAAGACUGCAUCAAGCUACCUGGGGAGGGUGGUCCCGGGACUGCCUGCAGGACUGGGCAUCCUUCCUGCGGCUCGCCAUUCCCAGCAUGUUUAUGCUCUGCAUCGAGUGGUGGGCCUACGAGGUCGGCAGCUUCCUGAGCGGUAUCCUCGGCAUGGUGGAGCUGGGAGCCCAGUCCAUCGCCUAUGAGCUGGCCAUCAUCGUGUACAUGAUCCCUUCCGGGUUCAGCGUGGCAGCCAACGUCAGGGUGGGGAAUGCGCUGGGUGCUGGAGACAUAGAGCAGGCCAAGAAGUCCUCAGCGGUCUCCUUGCUGAUCACAGAGCUUUUCGCUGUAAUCUUUUGUGCCCUCCUGUUGAGCUGUAAGGACCUUGUGGGCUACAUUUUUACUACUGACAGAGACAUCGUGGUUCUGGUGGCUCAACUGGUCCCCAUUUAUGCUGUGUCCCACCUCUUUGAAGGUCUGGCUUGCACAAGCGGAGGCAUUCUGAGGGGCACCGGAAACCAGAAGGUUGGUGCCAUCCUGAACGCCAUUGGUUACUAUGUGAUUGGCCUUCCUAUCGGGAUCUCGCUGAUGUUUGCCACCAAGCUUGGUGUGAUUGGUCUGUGGUUGGGGAUCAUCAUCUGCACCAUCUCGCAAGCCGUGUGCUUCCUGGUCUUCAUUGCUCGGCUCAACUGGAAACAAGCCUGCCAGCAGGCUAGAGUACAUGCCAAUUUGAAGGUCAGCGUGACCCUGAAUGGGAAUUCUGCUGCCUCUCCGGAUCCAGUGGGUCCUGAAAGCCACGGGGAAAUUGUAAUGAAAGAUAUUGGAAAAAAGGAUGAGACUCAGUUGGACCAGCAGAUGCACCCACACCCACCUUUGCCCGUCGAGCCAAAGGACAGCAACAAAUUGUCUGGGAAGCAGUUGGUACUACGUCGAGGGCUCUUGCUGCUAGGGGCCGUUUUAUUACUGGCGGCCGGGAUUGCCACGCGAGUGUAUGUCAGGAUGGAGUAGAGGGUCAAGGGUCACUUGAUGCAAACGCGCCUCGACGCAGGAUGGGGUGACUUCUGACAAACCCACCACAAAGUGAAAACCAGUAUGCCAGGGCUGGGAGUGUAGUUCAGUGGUACAG